GCGCUUUCGUCAUCACUUCACUUCACGCGUCCGUCAUCGCGAAGACGCCUUCUCGAAUUCAAUUUAUCCGCCUCGAAAACUCACCUCGGGUUCGAUCUCACCAUCGUCCUCGUCUCGUCCUCGUCCUCCCUCAAUUCACUUCAGAGCGCAAUGAGUCGCUUGUUGACGAGAACACAGACAUCCUGGCUGCGAGCUGCUCCCUCUGCUCUGCUUGCUGCCAGACUGUCCCCAUCUGCGCUCAACCACCGCCCUCUCAUCUCUUCCUCCUCCUCCUUCUCGACUACCUCUGUCGUCCGCAGUGCCCCCCAUGACCCCUCCCAGACAGUUGUCUCGACUCUGACUGAAAUAACCGCCUCUUCUCCCGGACUCCCCCCCUCUGCAUUCGCCUCCUCUGCCUCCUCUGCCUCCUCCGCCGUCUCCAGCUCUUCCGCUUCAGACACCUUCCUCUACCUCGGCACCAAAUUCACAGACCUCCUGCACUGGAUCUUCAUCCACACCGAACCACUCGGCCAAGCCUCCUUCAAAAUCUUUGAGACCGUGCACUCCCUCACCGGCCUCUCAUGGGGCGCCGUCAUCCCAAUAACCUGCAUCCUCCUCCGCCUCACACUCACCCUCCCCGUCGCCCUCUGGAGCAGACAAAACAGCAAACGACUAAGCCGUCUCUCGAUGCUCUCGCGCUCAAUCUCGACCGUCAUCGGCUCCGGCGUGCGCAAAAACGCAGUCAAGCUCCUGCCGAAAGAACUCGACCUCGAAACCGAGCUGCCGCUCAAGACCGCGCCGCGCGAGCAGAUCAACGCGUUCGUCACCGCGCCGGUCUCAAGCGACCUCGCGAGAUCGUCGAUGAUGAGCUUCGUCAAGGAUAACGCCGCCGAAACCCAAAAGCUGUUCAAGGUUCAUUUCAUAAAGUCCUUUGCCGUCGGCAUCGCGCAGAUGCUCAUCCUCUUCUUUGGAAGUCGCGGCGUCGCCGAGUAUCGCAUGCGAGUAGACAUGGUCGCUUCCUCGGGCGACACUGCAAAUCAGAUAAACGAGGGUCUUCUCUGGCUCUCGAACCUCAGCGAACCUGAUCCGCUCUUUAUCCUUCCAGUGGUAUUCGCCGCUACCACGUUUGUCAAUCUCGAGGGUAUCCGAAUCGAAAGCGAAAAAGUUGCUGCUUACAGAGGAACUCCUAGCGGACCGAUCUCGUUGUUUUUUGGAAUGUUUGCCAAAACCGGCGCGUUCUCUGUCUGCUUCUUGGCAUUCUUCUACCCUGUCUCGUACACGGUAUACUGGCUAGCCUCAGCCCUCUACUCUCUCUUCCAAAACGCCUACCUGCGGCACUUCUACCCGUUCGUACCAGACAACAAACUAGCCACCCCGCUAAACAAGCCUCUGAAUUCGCACCAGAUCAUCAAGGACCUCGACGCAGACAGUCUCUUGAAACUAGCGAAGAGCUCGAGAUUACCGUGAGCUGUAGAUGAGAAUGAAGGUGCCUUUCGGCUUGUAUUAUAGACGACAAUGCUCACGCGAUGUCAAUU
Messenger RNA from Myxozyma melibiosi, 1514 nucleotides. RefSeq lists its product as uncharacterized. The coding region runs from base 151 to 1446 and encodes 431 amino acids. Gene Ontology annotation, cellular component: mitochondrial inner membrane. The transcript is spliced from 2 exons. Gene Ontology annotation, molecular function: membrane insertase activity. The record is from RefSeq and is a predicted model, not a curated record. Gene Ontology annotation, biological process: protein insertion into mitochondrial inner membrane from matrix; mitochondrial respiratory chain complex IV assembly. Lineage: Eukaryota; Fungi; Ascomycota; Lipomycetes; Lipomycetales; Lipomycetaceae.